Canariomyces notabilis is the source of this 1587-nucleotide messenger RNA. RefSeq lists its product as uncharacterized. The transcript is spliced from 2 exons. The coding region runs from base 1 to 1587 and encodes 528 amino acids. The record is from RefSeq and is a predicted model, not a curated record. Lineage: Eukaryota; Fungi; Ascomycota; Sordariomycetes; Sordariales; Chaetomiaceae.
AUGCUACUCACAACAUUAACGGCUUCGCAUAGCCCGGCCGAAGGAAACACUUUUGAAAAAUUCGUUGAGCUGGCCAAGAAUGCUCCGACGAGUACAUCGCCGGCUGACGGGCUACCAGUGAACGGCGUUCGCCGGACGCAAGUAGAGGUUGGCAAAGAUGGAAAACUGAUCUUUGAACCCAACAACAUUCUUGAACCGAAGAACACGGUCGUCAGGUUCAAUUUCAACCCCAAAAACCAUUCAGUGGUGCAGUCAACUUUUGACGAACCAUGCAAGCCCCUGAAUGGGGGUUUUAGCAGCGGCUUCAUUCCCACCACCGUUUCCCCGUCCGGCGUUGAGUUUGACAUCAUCGUUCAAGACAAGCCCAUCUGGUUCUACUGCGCUCAGGGAAAUCACUGCCAAUCCGGCAUGGUUGGCAGCAUAAACGCGUACGUGGCCUCGCAAUCAACAGGCAACACGCUAGAAGCAUUCACCGCCAAGGCAAAGGCGGCCACUCCGCCAAGUGUCAUCCCGCCUCUUGCUCCUCGCGGCGGUACCCUGACGGUCAAUGGGAAGACCAUCGCCGGGUUCAACGGCAAUGUUCUGCCUGGGUCUCUUCAACCUUCAGUCGCCCCUUCUGCCUCAGGUACCCAAACCGCACCUCCAGCUGCCUCGCAAACUCUCCCACCACCGGGUGGCGAAAUACCUCCCUAUUACUAUGACAAAGCCGGCGGAGGCAAGCCUACCCACUGGGGAUGGGCGAGCAACAUGUCCUCAGACGCAACUGCCCAUCUACAGCUCCACCAGCUCAUCGAAGACGUUCUACUACACCUACUAUGGGACUUUUACGUCAAACUGGAGCCACCAAGCGGCAGCUUAGCUGGCGUGUACCCGAAGGCCAUUGUCAACACGAUUGGGGCGUGGGCAGCGCAGUCUGUGAUUCACCGCGGAACGACCGCCGAGUGCCUGAAUCACUACCAGCGACCCUUGCUCGGAUCAUGCACGUACCGCUUGCCGACCAUGACAGUCGACGACUACCUGACGGCGAUUGCCAAGCUGAAUCUGGUGCAGAUCGGCGCGGUCAUCGACAUUUCGGCCAAGCUCGCUCAGCAAGACCCGUUCAUCGUCCCCGUCCUGCUUACCCAGGUCGGUGCCAAAUCCCGCGUGGGUGCCGUCGUGAACAUGAUGCAGAACCAUAUGGCUGCUGCCGCGCCCAGGGAGGUUGCCAUCCCCGCCCAGCUGGCGUGGAGCUUCGUCAUGCGCGGUUUUGUGGACAGCUGUCCCGACAAGAUCGCUGGCAUGCCCGAAAAGCCUUGGCCGGCGGUGGAGGUGACUGGGAAGAAGGACGACGGCGGGAAGACAGUGGCUGUCAACCUGAAGUAUGAAGGCAGUGGAUCAGGGACACACUUCGUGGCGUGGAUGGGCCCGUACGGGCAGCUUGAGUUUACCCCGGUUACGACCGAAGGGGACGGCAGGACGGCGGCGGUGCCUGCGAGCUGGUACGGAUAUGUGUGGAUCGCCGUGGUGAGCAAGAACGGGAUUAAGCUGGAUGAAUUAAAGGAUAAUAUGGUCGCGGGGCCGGAAAUGGUUUGGGUUCGUGAGCCAUGA